Messenger RNA from Salvelinus namaycush (lake trout), 1014 nucleotides. It is a transcript of the gene il17rel, whose product is annotated as interleukin 17 receptor E-like. Gene Ontology annotation, molecular function: interleukin-17 receptor activity. The transcript has 10 exons. The record is from RefSeq and is a predicted model, not a curated record. Lineage: Eukaryota; Metazoa; Chordata; Actinopteri; Salmoniformes; Salmonidae. The coding region runs from base 1 to 1014 and encodes 337 amino acids.
AUGAAUAAAUCCACUGACUUUAACCUCCUGUUUCCCCAUACAGAUUCCUUUGCCCCGUGCAGGACACAGAAAGCAGGCCUCAACACCAGUGGUGUCUUCCACAAUGUCAGCCUGUCCACAGUGAUGAGGUGUGAGGGGAAACAGAAGUGCUCUCUUCACUUUCGAGUUCACACUGCUCUUCAGCUCAGUGAGCACAUCCAUGGUGUCUCCAUAUGCACUGUUACCGCAGGGAUGAUGUUGGAAAUCUGUACGCUCGUCAGCUUCCCCAGAGUAGCCAGAGAGAGACUGGAGGGACAGCAGUUGGAGGUUCAGAAUGACUGCUCUGAAGUGUGGCCAGGUCAAUACGUUCACGUCACUCUCAAGACAAAUCCAAGCUACUGUGGAGUCGCCUGGACAAGCACUUACCAAGUCCCAGAAUGUAACAGCAGAGAUCUUCGGAGUAACAUUCCAGAAUGCAUCACUGGGAGGCUAGUGUACACUGUGGACGCAGACAGAAAGGAGCUGGCUGUGUCUGUCUCAGACAUGUUGGAGGAUAAAGACUAUCACCUGAGACUGUGUCACAGAAAAGCCUACACCUGUAGAGACACAGGGGCCAACACACUGAUCAGAAAGGAGGAUGUGCUGAAGAAUACUACUCUGCAGUAUUCUACACCUAUGCCCUGUCUCUGUAUCGAGGGCUGGUCUGCCACCUCUGAUGCACCCAGAGUUCAAGUCUUUCCCUUCAGAGACCAUCUGGAGGAGUUGUGGUCCGGCAUUAACUUUGACCCGGUGGAGGAGUUGUUGUCAUGGGAACCGGUGUGUCCUGUUGCUGCGGUGAUCUCACUGUGCCAAAAACAAGGGGACGAUGAGUGUGACGAUCUGGCUGGUUCAUCACAGACCCUCAACAGUGAAAAGAUAACAUUCUCCACAGUGGAUCCACACCCACAGCUUUGCAUGAAGUUUACCACAGAUUCUGGAUCCUGGAUCCGGUGCCCCUUUGCAGAUGGGAAUUUCCAAGGUAAUAGCUCUCUGUAA